Scylla paramamosain (green mud crab) is the source of this 10496-nucleotide messenger RNA. Its product is annotated as cytosolic carboxypeptidase-like protein 5. Gene Ontology annotation, biological process: proteolysis. The transcript has 8 exons. Gene Ontology annotation, molecular function: zinc ion binding; metallocarboxypeptidase activity. The coding region runs from base 231 to 4010 and encodes 1259 amino acids. NCBI's taxonomy places the organism in Eukaryota, Metazoa, Arthropoda, Malacostraca, Decapoda, Portunidae. The record is from RefSeq and is a predicted model, not a curated record.
AAAAACAACAAAAAAAUCAAUGACGGGAAGCUAGCGCCGCGUCCCCCUGGCGGGCAUGUGGGGAACCUGCCACUGUUUACCUCACACAGAAAACGUCGGUGCAUUACGUAUAUUUUGCCUCCACGAAUUGCUCCAAGCCGAGUAAAGCAUCAUGUGAGGUUAAAGAGUAGUUGGGCCAGCACUCCUUGGCCACUCUCACUGGGACGCUUGCUGGCCACCCAACCACCGCCAUGGAGGAGACCAUUGGACCUUUCACCUUCACCUCAAACUUUGAGUGUGGAAACCUGGCCAGGGCAGAGAGGGUGGAGCCACCAGGAAGUGCCCACUCUAGUGGCCAAGGCUCCUCACUCAGCAGCAGCCGCAAGACCCACAAGGCUGCUUCAUCCUCCUCCUCUUCCUCUUCCUCCUGUCAGUCAUCAGUGGAACCCCUGCCAGUCAAUUAUGAAUACAACCUGUGGACGCGUCCCGACUGUGCCGGAACUGAGUAUGAGAACAACAACCGAACGUGGUUCUUCUUUGGCAUUAAAGGAGGAAGUGUUGGGAACCGAGUGCGUCUGAAUGUGAUGAACCUGAACAAGCAGACCAAGCUGUUCUCACAAGGCAUGCAGCCAGUGGUGCAAUGUGUGUCCAGCAUCCGGCCGCCCCGCUGGGAGCGCAUCAAGGAGAAGUGCAGCUACAGGAGUGAGGACAGCAGUACUGUCAUCUCAUGGGUGCACACAGUGAAUGAUGCAUCUGCCACCACCCACUAUGCAUUCACCUAUCCCUACACUUACUCAGAGGUGCAGACAGUGCUGGAAGGGCUGGACCGUCGUUUCCCAGCUGGCUCCCCAAGCCUCUAUUAUCACCGUGAACUGCUCGCCUACUCUCUUGAUCACUGGAGGGUUGAUCUUCUGACUGUCAGCUCUCACAGCGGACGAGCCGAUGAGAGAGAGGAACGGCUGCCUGGCCUAUUCCCUGUCCCAGGCCAGCUGAGGCCUCACCGCUUUCCCGGUAAAAAAGUGGUCUUCAUCUCAGCCAGGGUCCACCCCGGUGAGACGUCCUCCAGCUUUGUGCUCAAUGGCUUCCUCAACUUUAUUGUGUCUGGGGACCCAAGGGCAGAGCGACUGCGUGACUUGUUUGUGUUCAAGGUCAUCCCGCUGCUGAACCCCGAUGGUGUGGUGCGAGGCCACUAUCGCACUGACCAGCGGGGCGUCAACCUCAACCGGGUGUACAUUGACCCCUCACCUGCCCUCCACCCCACCAUCCAUGCUGCACGUCAGGUCAUUCUUUAUCAUCACCAUGGCCACCUCUCUCCCACCUCCUCAGAGACCAGCCCCUCCCUUUCCACUGGCACCUCAGAUUCCACUGACCCUGCUACCACAACCACCACCACCACUUCAGAAUCCACUGAAGGCACAGAUACCUCUGUGGGGGAGACCAAGAGGCCGGCAGUGCUGGUAAUGGAUGAGGACACAUGUCACAGCUUCAGUGACGUCCAGUCUGGCCGGGCCGGGGGUGCUGGGUGUGGGGGACGGGUGCGAGGAGUGUCUCUCAUGGAGCUGGACGAGCCUUCAGCCUCUGGGUGGGACAUAUCCAACAGUGCAGCUGGUGCAUCACUGCCACGUGGUACUGCAUCUGACCUGCACGAUGACUGCUCCAACGUGUCUGGUGUGAGUGAGGCAGAGACGGGUGUCACAGCCAUGUUUGGCUCCCUGUCUGCUGUCAGUGACUUUUCAAACCUGCUGCCAGGCAAGGCAGGUGGAGACAGUGGUACUUCCCCAGGUGGGGAGGGCGGGGCAGCUGGCAGCAAGUCACGAGACCUCUUCCUCAAGGAUUUCCACAAGGAAGAGAGCGAGUGUGCAUUCCUUGGUUGCUUCCCCAAGCCAGCUCAAGUAGCCGAGAAGACUGUGAACCCUUUCAGUGGUGUGAGUGAAUCUAGUCAACAAGCACAGGGGAAGGGAAGUGUCCCAGCAGGGAAGGAGGCACAAGAUAAAAGAGAUCUGAGUGUGGGGCCCCAGCACAAGACCGUCCUUAAGUCAGGCUCUCCUCCCACCCCGGUGCUGACACGGUUGGGUGGCCGGGAGGGCUGUGGGGUGGCCAGCAGCAGCGAGAGUGAGGCUGAGUGUGGCAGACCAGGCAGGGAAAGUGAGGUGGCCAGAGGAGGAUGCUUAGCAGGACCUCUUCACCUCACCACAGAGGAAUUCCCUCCUGCCCUUACUCCUCCAACACCAGUACCAGAGGAGACCAAGGUCACCUCUGGCCUCUUUCUCUAUGUUGAUCUGCAUGGGCAUGCCUCCAAGAAAGGUAUCUUCAUCUACGGGAACUGGUAUGAAGACCCUGCCGUGAUGGUGGAAAACAUGCUCUUCCCAAAGCUCCUUGCCAUCAACUGCCCAAACUUUGAUUUUUCAGCAUGUAACUUCUCUGAAAGAAACAUGUACCUUAAGGAUCGGAGGGAUGGCAUGAGCAAGGAAGGGUCAGGCCGGGUGGCCAUCAUGAGGGCCACCGGGCUGCUCCGCUCCUACACACUGGAGUGCAACUACAACACAGGCAGGAUCCACAACCCAACUCCUCCCUCACCCCUAGAUCACAAAAAGUCUCCCCCAAGCCCACUCACCAUCCCGCCCAAAUACACGCCAGCUGUGUUUGAAGACUGUGGACGACAGCUGGGCGUGAGUCUUCUGGAUUUGGUGGGAGGUGGGUGUGAAUGGUCACGCUUGCCCCAGUCCCAGUAUGGUAGUCUAGCUGGGGUACGGACAUGGCUCCACCACUUCCUCACUUCCUCUGCACUCUCCCCCCGCAACCAACUGGCUGGCCAGCAAACACCCCGUGCUUACACAUCCCGCACCUCAAACAAGCUUGGUGUUGAAAGACUUGGAGGGACAAGAGUGGCUGCAAGCGGCCCCAGACUUGGCCUCAGUAGACAGGGUCCCCCGAGUACCCCAGCUUCCCCCAGACUACCAAGGACACGUGGUCAGCGGGUCCGACGACACUCUUGGUGCCUUACUGUGGAUGCAGAGAAUCAGGAGCCCCGUGAGACUUCAGAGGGACCACCAAGACCCAGACCAACCAGCGCAAAGAAGCCCAUGACCCCCGGAAGCCUUUCUCCACGAUGCAAGCCCAAGUCCCAGAAGUUAAAAGCUCCAUCACCUAUAAAAACAGGUGUGUCCCGCUCCCUCACAUUCACUGACUUGGGGGAGAGCAGCCACAUCUCUGCUGAAAGCAAGAUGGUCAGCAGUAAGAUGACCUCAAGCAAGCACAGUCUUACUGCAUCAGUCAGUCUCACCCCAAACCUCAAUGUAAAGCUCUCUAUCUCAGACACUCCUGAGAGCCCCAAGCUGGUCAAGAAGGUUGAGAAAAUUCGGAGACAGCGCAGCAAGGGUUUAGCUUCGGGUACUAAGAAACUGAAGGUCUGCCCAAGCUCUAGCUCCAGCACAGAGGAGUCCAGCCUUAAGCCUAAGGAGACCUCCUUCUACAACCUGCCAAGCCUGGAGGCCAGUGAACGCAAAUGCAACCCUUUAUCUCCCUCACAGGAGGGGUUUUAUGCUGCUGGCCAAAGCCCUCUGUCACCUCGUUCCCCACUGUCCUCAGUGUGCGAGCCUCAGGCCAGCCAGAGCAGUCCAGGACUUAGUAUCAUUACCACAGCUGCCUCCUGUGACCUGUAUGUGCAGCCCAAGUCACCAGUUGUAGUUCCAUCAACAAAAAAAGUGACCAAAGUUCUGUCCACCCCCAGUAAACGUUCCAGUAAGCACACCCUCAAGUCACUCUCAAAGAGCAUGGACCGGUUACCAGCGGUGGCUGGGGCAGCAGGGGAACGCCUCAAGCUGUUGCCUAAGAAGGUGAAAAAGAAGGUGUCUGCAAGAAGUGUAACUGACCUGCCUGGCACCAUCACAUCCCAGACCAUAAAGCCAGCCACAUCCCAACCUACUCUAGAUUGGAUCAUUAGUGAACCCCCACAAACACUUGCAUCAGACUUGGACCCUGUGCCCCCCAAACUCAAGAAGCGCAAGAAGAGCAGCAGAAAGUCCCUUUAAGCAACAGGCUCAAAGCUUGUGAGAUUGAUGUUUUUAUUCUUGAUCUGUGGGAUAAAGCUCCCAUGUAGUUCAUCUUCAUGUGUUAUCUUACCUCAAAAAAAAAAACUGCAUCCAUGUUGCACCUUCUGUAUUAAUGUCUAGAAUUCAUAGUUAAUGAAAUAUUUGUUGCUGACAAAAAACACAUUUUGAUUUAUGUAGUAGGCUGUUUUCAACUAAAUACCAGUAAUAAUUGUUUCAAGAAAUCUUCACCUCUUAGUUUUGUUGAUCACAAUCAGCAAGAAAUGAGUAAUUGUAGAUAUAGUUACUAGUGACAGUUGAAAAUAGCCACAUAGGUAACCACCCACUUAAUGCCCAUGCAAGAGGACCAGGUAAAUGAAGUGACCUCAGCUGCUGCAAGGCACUUAGGUGCUCUGUGUGGCUGGGGCAGGACCCUUUGGGGGACUUUGUUCUCACCUGUCCAUAGCAGAUGGAUUAUACUACUACCAUUGAAUCCUGAGAUGACAGAAAGUUCACCAUGUUGCUGGCCACUGCAGACUCACUCACUGAGAGGGGAUGGAUGUGGCAUUGCUGAUUAUAAAAAAAAUUUAGAUGGACCAGCUAAGGGCUUCCAUGGUGACACAGUCUGGUGUUACAGAUUCCAGUCACAAAUCAUUGCAAAGACAUUACUCUGCACACUUACUGUUAAGGUGAUGGAGAGGUUUCAGGUAAGAUUCUACUAGCACAUUUGAGAGGAGUAGCAGGCCACCAUCAGAAAGAUUUGCACUGGUGCUGUGAAGUUGUGGGUGGCUGCAUCAUAUAUGUGAAAAUUUUGUUUGAGGACAGGCUAUUCUCAAAAGCACACACAUUAUCUUUAUUUAUUGGUUGAUGUUCCUUUGGAAAAUAAUUUGUUUGGUAGACGUACAUGCUGCUAAGAAUUUCCAUGACUACUUAAUUCAAAAGGGAUUCACUCAGUGUGACUCGAUAAGUCACAUUUGAUAUUCAUCAAGAGGAUAUAUGCAGACACUACAGAAAGAACAGACUGCAGUACUGUGUCCACAACAUUUUACUGACUAUGCCUGAUUUUCUUGUGGUGUACGUGUUGUUAAGUGAAAACAAGACUGGACUAAAUCACAGUGAGGACACAGUGUUGCACAUUUCCUGAAAGUUUUUAUUUCUAUCUUUGCAAAGUUCAGGGAUCCUGUUUUAAUACCACUACAUUGAUAUUAAUGCAAAGAAUUGUGUAAUAAGGAUACAUAUUUGUACCAAAGAAUUAAUAUUCUGAAAAUAUUAUGACUGAAAAGAACACAUCACACAAGUGAUUAGAUAUACCAAAUGCCUUGGUCUCAUUCUUUCCUUCAGAAAAUUAUCUUGUGGAAACAGAAUUGAUGAAUAUCCCAAGUCUUCUUUUGUCAAGAGAUAAUUUCCAUAUCUUAAUUUUUGGUCCUGUGGUGAGAAUGACCUAAAUUAUUGCUAUCCUGAAUAGGACACUGAAGCAGCCACAAGGUUUUCAAAACUCCAUAGCAUUGCAUGGAGUGUGUUUCUGGUAUUUUGCCCCUCAGCACUAAUGGACAUGAAUAUUCAUAUUUGUGUAUUGAUAACAACAGCAUAAAGUUAUUGGUGAAAUUCAGAGUAGCAAGGCAAGCACUAGCUCGCAGAGUUACCAGCUUUUGUUUGAUGGGCAGUGCAGCCUGUCCUUCCAUGUAGUCUCUGCAUAAGUCAAUAGCUUUAACUUAUACAGUAUCACUGAAUUUCUCAAACUAGUGUGUGAUGUACCUAUUUAAUCUGCAAAAUAUGGACAGAUGCAACAAAUAUCCUCAUCCCUUUCCCUCUUCCCACCUCAUUUAUAGUAUAGAUUAGUAAAUCAUCAGGAGAGUCAACUGGACCACAAUCAGGGCUCAAGUGUUCCUGCCUUGAUUUGUAGAGUUAGUACAAAACUUUGAUGUGUAGUUUUUGUACUUUGACCCUUGCUUUUAGGCUGUUUGUUACUAGAGAUGUAAUUUUGUAGUCUUGUUGCCAACAAGACAAAUAAGUUCAUUAUGAUCAUAGUGAGGAUAUAUAUAUAUAUAUAUAUAUAUAUAUAUAUAUAUAUAUAUAUAUAUAUAUAUAUAUAUAUAUAUAUAUAUAUAUAUAUAUAUAUUGUAUUUGUGACUAGAUGCAACAUUGGAGGAUGUUGAGGGAUGAACUUUGUGUACCAUGUGGGAUGAGUGACUGAGGCAAGUCAGCUCUGAAUUGGACAGGGAAGAGCAGACCUCAGCUGAGUGAGAUAUGUGAUGGUGCUGAUCGUUAAAUUUUUAUUUGUAAUUUUCUACAGCAGUUGACAUCUUAAGCAAUACUUUCUUUAUGUGGUUGUUGAAUUUUUUAUAGGUGCUCUCAAGAUCUGUAGACUUAUACAUGAAUGAUAUAUAAUUCAUGAAUUAUAUAUAAUUCAUGUCAUUCAUAAGGAUAAAUUCAACAUUUGUUUAAUAUUAAUAUUUCUCAUCUUUUAGAUAUUUUUUUUAUGAUGAUUCGGUGGUUUAAGGAAACAAGUUAGACUGAGGUCAUCAGUGUUUCCUGUGUGAUAAUAAUUAAUAUUAGUACUAAAUGUACACUUGCCAUAAGAGUUUUUACUCCUCAAUCUGAUGUGCCUCUAAAAAAAUUGAUUUUACUCAACAGCCUGCCACUGCUAAUAUAGCAUGCUGAGGCUGCACUCUUGAGUGUGACAUCUAUGCAUCACACUGUCAAAUUUAUUAACCUUUCUGAUAGAAUUUGACUUCAGACAUAGGUGUAAAAAAAUAUUUUCUGCCAAGUGUACAUGCUUUACAUUGUACAUAAAGUUGACAAAUGACAGCCCUGGAGGAAGCUUAUGACUGAUUGAUCAAUGGUGUGAUGGUGACACAUUUGUAAAGUGUUGUUCAACAUUUUGGAUCUAGAGUUAUGUGCUUUUAAAUGAAGAAGCUGAGUAACAUGGUUAACAAGACAAUUUGUGAUAGUUACAAAGUGGGUAUCUAUUACAGUUUAUUUUAACACCCAUGCAUUUAUAUAAGUAACCAUUAGAAAUAUCCUCCCCUUAUUCCUAUAUAGAGUGCAUAGCUUACAAAAGCAGUGUUGAGAGGAAGCCCUACAACAAGACACAAGCUAUAGAGUUUGCCCCACUGUUAGUGCCUGUGUAAACCUUGCAGAUGUGGAGCAGUUUUUAAUUAUUUUAUUAACAACCACCAGCACUACUACUCGCAGUGACUGCCAGAUUAUCAAUAUUGAUUGUAAUGUUCAUACACAUGUUGUUAAGAGGUGAAUAGACAAACGUAACCUCAGUGUUCUUUGUUGUAAAGAAACUCAUUACUAAUUCUGGCAAAUCUUGUCAGCCACUUGAAUAGGUUUGGAUGCAGGUGGAUGUGCUUUGCUGAAAGUGCAGACUCACAGUGCUCGUGUUGUAAGCUCACCUGUGCAAAUUUCUUGAGUCUGUGGGCUCUGUAUCUUUUUCCUUGUACCCUGAGCCACAGUGUAUUCACAGCUUUCAAGUACAUCUCCAUAUCAUGUCUUAUUGUAUCUAUCUAGUCCUCUAUAGCUGGUGUCACAGACUCCAUCCCUGUAAUUUUGCCACCUGAGUGCAUGCUGACUUGAUAACACUGUCAGUGGGCAGUGUUCUCACCUGCUGACUGGUCUAUGUAUUCUUGUCUUAUUUGAGAAUAUAUAUAUACCAGUUAUAUAUUACUACUAAAGAAAAUAUUUGAUUAUGCAUAUAGAUGAAAAUAAUUUAUCAUGCUACAAAUAGAUAAGGAUUUUGGUAGUACAGUUAAUUUACUGCAUGUUGUAAAAGAAAACAGCAAUGGUUGGACCAGUCAUUUGGAGAGAGCUUCACCCAUUGACAGUUACCACAUUCAUGUGUUCUCAGGUCACUAAUUUACAAGGACACAGUUGGUGAAACUGAGUAAACUACUUCACUUUCUUAAAAUCUGUAUUUGUCUUCUAAGUGUCCUCAACAUUCUCCACCUAUUUUCCUUGAUAUUCAAUAUUUAGGUUGUCUGUUACCUUCCAUCCCUGUGGUUCUCAAGUGCGUCAUUGUACCAAAAGUCCUGUGCACCUGUCUCUGCUCUGCUGCUGCUGUCCUUCACGGAAAUAUGUCACACAAAUGGGAUGUGAUGCUGAUAUGUCAGUGUUACCAGAUGAGAAAGUUUAGUGUUUAGCUGAAGAGUUUGGGUUUCAAAUAACUAAUAUGGGAACUGUAUGGUGAUUAAAUUACAUUUGGGAAAUGUGAAUUCAUAUGGAAUAAGCUAGAUAAAUUAAACACUAUCUUCCAUCUUGACUAAGAUGGCCAACAAUAAGAAUGCUUGAUUUAAGAAAUGUAUAGGUGUGUAUUUAUUUUUAUAUAGUAUUGAUGUAAUGCAAACAUGUUAUCAUAUACAGAACCAAAUGUAUAUGUAAUUAUGUAUGUAUAUUUGAUAUAUAUAUAUAUAUAUAUAUAUAUAUAUAUAUAUAUAUAUAUAUAUAUAUAUAUAUAUAUAUAUAUAUAUAUAUAUAUAUAUAUAUAUACCUUUAACUCAUGCAUAUCAUACAUCAUUAUACAGCUCACACAAAGGCAAGAUUUUGUAUAUCACAGCUCUCUCUCUCUCUCUCUCUCUCUCUCUCUCUCUCUCUCUCUCUCUCUCUCUCUCUCUCUCUCUCUCUCUCUCUCUCUCUCUCUCUCUCACGUGUGACCCACAUUGUUUCAUUUGGUCUAGGGUGAAUACUGCCAGUACUGCAUUAAUGGUGAUCUGCAGUGUGUCAUAAAUAUUUAGUUUGCAGUGCUGCUUAAUAGUGAUCUGCAAUAGCGUGUUGUGCUAGACAAUUUGGUUUGUUUCCAGUGUGCUGGGGAUGCUGCUGCUCCCUGGCACCUCAUGCAACACUGGGGAUGCUGCUGCUCCCUGGCACCUCAUGCAGAGUGUUUUUUAUGGAUUGACUUUUUUUUUUUUUUUUUUUUUUUUUUUUUUUUUUAGAACAUGCUCAUUAUAAGUACAUCAAAACAUUUUUUUUUUUUCCUUUUUUCUUUUAGGAAGAGUUUACUGUGCUUGAUAUUUUUAAAUACUGUUGGUAGUAAUAUUUAGUGAGCUAUGAAAGCAACAUAACAAUUUAUUGCACUGUGGACUUGGUGACUGAGGCUUCAAGUGAAGGUAGCAAUGACUUGCUGUUUGUAUGUUGAGACACAGGGAAUUUUCCUACCCAUCUUGCUUUGCAGCUACAUGUUUCUUUCAUUUCAAUAUUAGAGUUAUAUAGCUUUGUUGACAUUUUGGACUGAAUUUAAAGUUGUAUCAUUUAUAUCUGAAAUAUUAUUUGUUAACUGAAGAAUUUGUUAAUGAUUAAUGAAGUGUUUAUCAGAGAAAAGUACAGUGGAAGUCAGCAAAGUUGUCUGUGAUGUGCUGGGCAGCUUUCUUGUUUUCCCAGAAACUUUCCUGCUGUACUAUCUGCAGGAAUAUGAUAUGAAUGUUAUUCAUACUUUACAUCUCCCACUGAUAGGCAUUGUGUGAGUUUGGUUGUAUGUAGGCAACCAGUGCUUGAUGGAUAUCAUGUCUUACAUGUUGAUGUGGUGCUUCCUUAUCAUACUACUAUGCUAUCACCUUCCUGUGUGGAGGAGACAAGGGUGAUCUGCUCCUUUGUGAGUAGUGGCAGUGGUCUGCACCCCAUCAAAAUCCCAUCACACUCCACUUAGUACUGGUUGUCUACAGUCAUACGCAAGUAAUGCCCAAUAUGUAGUGGUGAUGUCAGAUAUGAAAUAUUUAGAUUAUAUUCAUGUUUAUAACACUGCAUCACAUUAACAAUUCUGCUGGCUUGCACUGUACAGUAGCUAUUUUGUAGGACUCAGAUUUCUAGUGAGAUGCAAAUCUCUAUAGUAAGCUCUAUGUUAGGUACAGUAAUUCUUAUGAAACAGGUGUCUAAUAAUUUGUUUGAGAUCUCUCCUCAUUUAAGCAAAUAAUGCUGUACAUAUUUAUGAAUAGUUAAGUGAAUGGCAUGAAUUGCAGUGUAACCAGAAACCUAUUUUUUCCUUUAUGUGGAACUAAACUGCAAGUCACUGGCAACCGACAUAAUCCUCUGCUUGUCAGUUUUCUUACAACAAAGCAUGUUUAUUACAUACUGUAAAUGUCAAUUUGAAGCUAACUUACUCUCAGAACAAACACAUCACUUCUCAUGAUUCAGGCUGAUAUUACAAUGGAAAGUAUUUAUUUACACACACACACACACACACACACACACACACACACACACAUCCUGUACUGCUUUUCUUGGUUUUUGAGUCCUAAGUACUACUAGGUUUCUAAAAGAUUUUUUUUUCAACAAUAAUAAUUUAAAAUUUUUACCUGAAUAAUUCUGACUGUAUAUUGGAAUGUUUCUUACCUAUUGUACAAAUCCUGGAUUAUCCAGUUUGUAGCUUGUACAUAUAUAAAUUUGUAGAAUUUCCAAUGUGAGAGUAUAUAAUACAAAAUAUACAUGAGCUUUCUUAUGUGCGAUAUUAAUACUUGUACUGUUCUAUAUGGCUAUUAAAAUGUUAUAGUACAU